AUGGCCAUGCGCAUGCGAGGUGCGGUUGUCGCGAGCAGCGGGUUCGCCGCGCUGCUGGUGGCGUGCCUGCUGAGCGCAAGCGGGCCGAACUUGGCCUCGGCGCAAUGGGACUGGACCUCGCAGCUGCUGCCCAACUACAAGGCGCAGGCUCAGACGGUCAUGCGGCUGGCGGCGAUAAGUCUGAAUCAGACGUAUUAUUCCAGAUUCACCCAGCUCUUCGCCAGCUACUUCAAGUCCGGGGAUCUGGUCAUCGAUCAGGAUGCAACCAUCCUCAUCCCCACCAAUGGAGGCCUUUGGCGCUGCCCAAAAGCAAGAAAUUUUUACAACCUCACCCGCAAUCAGAAGCUCCGGUUCCUCCGUUACCACAUUCUCAAGGGCCGUUACCUCGCGUUGGAUAUCAAUACCGCCGCUCCUAACACGCUCUUCCCGACUUUCAAUCAGAACCUGCCACUCAACAAGACUUCUAAUACGAUCUGGUACACGUAUUUAGAUACGGUUCCACAGAGGGUUGUGGCGAACCAAGGGUACCGGUAUUCGUAUACUGGGGUGGAGGUACCAAAUGCGGGGUUGGUGAAAAACAUCGCUGCACAAGGAGUGUCAUGGUGCCUCGACCCGCCCAACCUCUGA
Molecule: messenger RNA, 627 nt
Organism: Closterium sp. Naga37s-1
Lineage: Eukaryota; Viridiplantae; Streptophyta; Zygnematophyceae; Desmidiales; Closteriaceae
Source: the annotation of a GenBank genome assembly